Messenger RNA from Physeter macrocephalus (sperm whale), 4552 nucleotides. It is a transcript of the gene MIOX, whose product is annotated as myo-inositol oxygenase. Gene Ontology annotation, molecular function: inositol oxygenase activity; iron ion binding. The coding region runs from base 1 to 1089 and encodes 362 amino acids. Gene Ontology annotation, biological process: inositol catabolic process. The record is from RefSeq and is a predicted model, not a curated record. Lineage: Eukaryota; Metazoa; Chordata; Mammalia; Artiodactyla; Physeteridae. Gene Ontology annotation, cellular component: cytoplasm. The transcript is spliced from 2 exons.
AUGGAGCCAGCGGCGGCCAAAGACAAGGGCAGCUUCCGAAACUACACGGUGAGCACCUGCGGCCGCCCCCCACUGCACCCCUGGCUCUCCCGCCCCUGGGAAGGGCAGCAGCUGUCCCCUUGCACAGCCCCAGGGGCCACCCUGGGGAUACCCCGUUCACAUCUUGUGGGGCCAGGCCUGGGGGAGGGGGGCAGUGGCCCCCUGGGUGUGAAGGGCAGGGGUUGGCGAGCUGCCUGGCUGACCCGCCGUCUUGCAGUCCGGCCCUCUCCUGGACCGUGUCUUCACCACCUACAAGCUUAUGCACACGUGGCAGACCGUGGACUUCGUCAGGAGGAAGGUAGCUGCAAGACUCCUAACCCGAACCCCGCGAGGGCCGACCCUGGGGCUACGCUGACCUCUCCCUUACUGGCCCAGCAUGCCCAGUUUGGGAGCUUCUCCUAUAAGAGAAUGACUGUCAUGGAGGCUGUGGACAUGCUGGAUGCGCUGGUGGAUGAGUCGGACCCCGACGUGGACUUCCCCAACUCCUUCCACGCCUUCCAGACGGCCGAGGGCAUCCGGAAGGCCCAUCCCGACAAGGGUGUGCUCCCCACCCGCCCCGGCUGGUGGUGGGAGAGGGUGGAGGUCCGGCCCUCUCCCAGCAGGCCCUGCCCCCCACCCCAGCCCCAAGGCUGUCCCUCUACCCUGGCCCCGGCACCCCCUCUAGCCUGCCCUGCCCCUCUCUCUCCCCCAGACUGGUUCCACCUCGUCGGGCUCCUGCACGACCUGGGGAAGGUCCUGGCUCUGGCAGGGGAGCCCCAGUGGGCAGUCGUUGGAGACACCUUCCCAGUUGGCUGCCGUCCCCAGGGCUCUGUGCUUUUCUGUGACUCUACCUUCCAGGACAACCCUGACCUCCAGGACCCUCGGUACAGGUAUGCCUCCCUGGCCGUCGGCCCUCCCCUCUGCAGGGUGCUCCUGAGCCCCCCUCACCCUCUGUCUCUCCCUGCAGCACAGAGCUUGGCAUGUACCAGCCCCACUGUGGGCUCGAGAACGUCCUCAUGUCCUGGGGCCAUGACGGUGAGGCCAGUUAGAGGCAGGAACAGUGGGGACUGAGGUGGGGGCCGCGCCUCUGGGUGCCUGGUGGUGACACCCUCUCCCCCACAGAGUACAUGUACCAGAUGAUGAAGUUCAACAGCUUCUCCCUCCCACCGGAGGUAGGUGUGGGGGAGGAACCAAACCAAGAGCCCCGCCCAGCCUAGCCCCAGUCCGUCCCAGCGCAGCCCAGUCCAGCCCAGUCCAGCCCAGCCUGGAGCGCGGGGUGUGGUUCCUCCUGCCCCAGGCCUUCUGCAUCAUCCGGUUCCACUCCUUCUACCCGUGGCACACGGGCGGCGACUACCAGCAGCUGUGCAACGAGCAGGACUCGGCCAUGCUGCCCUGGGUGCAGGAGUUCAAGUACGGUCAUGCCCGUGGGGGGAGGCGGGGGAGGGGACUGGGCCUUCAUGGGGCUCCGUCCCUCUGCGCUGCAGCAAGUUCGAUCUCUACACCAAGAGCUCUGACCUGCCAGAUGUGGACAAGCUGCGGCCCUACUACCAGGGGCUCAUUGACAAGUACUGCCCGGGUGUCCUCCGCUGGUGACCGGCCUGCCCAGCCUGCCCACGCCCGGCUGGGUGCCCUGGGGUGACAGCCACUGUCAGGCACAGUCACGACCCACCCUGGCCCUUCUAGGGGACCCCACAUACCCAACUGCAUUCCCUGCCCUGUUGGCCCCUCUCCCCGGUUGCAAUAAAGACUUUUGAAGCAGCUCUCGUGAGGCUGACCUUCACACCCUGAUAGAGGCCGAGGCGUGUCGUGGCAGGGCAGUCACUCGUGGGGCGGGGGGCGGGAGAGGCAAGUCCGCGGUCUCGUGGACACGCGUGCCCAGCUGUUCCUGCUGCCGUAAAUGUCUUGCUUGUCCUCCCAGCUCUGGCGUCAGAACGUGGGCUCACCCUGCCCACCUCCACGUUCUGAAAACAGCCACCAAGUCCUCUGGGCUCAGAACCCUUAAAGAAAACAAUGCAAAAUACCUGACAGCUAGGAGAACGCACUACAGGAAACGUGAUAAAUGUUCAGGUUAACUGCCAUGAACAUGACCCACGAAAACACGCCAAGAAACCCUCCGUGGGCCCCAGGGUGCAGCCCUCACCUUGGCCGACAGUCACCUUCUUUGCCUUGUGGUUUCGUCCCCCAAGUGUGCACCCCUCAGGCUGCAGUUCAGCGUCAGCCUUCCCUCUACUGCCGGUUUAUUCCUUUGCAGAAAGUGGCUCAUGUGUCUACGGACUUGCUGUUGGGAUUUGCUGGUUGCGUCCCCAUGAUAUCUAUGAAUAUACUUUCCUCGGUCUUUCUUGCUAAUUGGUAAAUAAAUUUCGAGGCUUAGUCAGAUUCAGGUUUGACUUGUUGAGGGCAGGGGUGCCCUAGAGGUGGGGGCUGUGCUUUCUCAGGAAGCCCCGCUGUUUCCUGUGCUGUCAGAAGCUGCUGUGCGGCGGUUUCGGGUCUAAGAACACCCUCCACCGGAUGGAGUGAGAACAGCAAGGCUCCAGUUCCGUCCUCACUCACCUGGUAGAACCCGGCAGUAAAGAGCAGCUCCCCUGGUGCUGUUUGGUUCCUGUUUACGGAGGAAGGGGAAGUAAAUGCUCCUGUCUCUCUCUUAAUUUACCAUUUUGUAAGAGCUGGUUCCCUAGCAUCCUUCAGACAUGAUCAAGUUGUCUGUUUUGAAUAAAGAACGCGUAGAUCUCAGCAUCUUUGCGCUUCAGUGAGUUAUUCUUACUGGUUCUCAGACAGGGUCGGGGAGGGUCCUGCCUCCAUCUGACGACCCAAGGGCCUCUGGGAUGUUCUGCCGUCUGCUGUAACCAGACGCCCGACUGCUUGUUUCCUGUGUCUGCUGUAACAAAUUACCACAAGCUUGGUGGCUUAAAACAACAGAAGUUUAUUCUCUCAAGUCCCGGAAGGAAGCCAGAAGUCUGAGAUCAAUGUGUCAGCAGUGCCCCCGCCGGAGGCUCCGGGAAGAUCCAGCCUCAGGUGACAGCCAGCACACCCUGGCUGGUGGAUGCCUUUCUCUUCUCUGCCUUCACGCAGCUCCUUCUCUGUGUGUCUGUCAUCCUCUGUCCCGUUAUAGAGACACUUGUGAUGGCAUUUAGUACCUACCCAGACUACCCAGGAUGACCUCCUCAUCUCAAGGUCCAUAAUUAUACCUGCAAGAUGCUUUUUCCAAGUAAGGUUACACUCACAAGUUCCGGGGAUCGGACGUGGACAUCUUUGGAGGCCAUUUUCCAGUUUGCCCUAGACGUAGAAUUGGCCCUUUCUCCAAGGAACCUUGGUCUUGCUGACUGGGAGGUGGUAUUACAAAUCCACGUGCUGGGGCUGAAGACCCAAUCACUUCUUGAAUGUCCACUGGUUGUAGCCAUGAAAGGUGGCGUUGCCCGCUGCCCUCCCUGCCUUGCCCAGGCUGCUGUGUGGUCAGACCCUCCCGUUCCGCGCAAACCCCACCCCGGCCCUCCCUGUGUACCCCAGCCCCUCUGUGCGCUGGUGUCAGGAGAGGACGGGCUCGAGUGUGUCAAGAGGCUUUGCCCAAGCUCUUCUCCACUCGCUGUGCUUCCUUCUGGAGAAUUCCUGCCUGCCCUGGGCUCCCUCGCACCGUCCCUGGGCAGCCUUCCCAGCUGCGGCCCCCUCUCAGCCUUUGAGCUCAAGCAGGGCAGGUGCAGGGCGCCAAGGGGGUCCCUCCCUAGAGUUGCUUGUGGGGUGCAGGGGGCUCUGAGCCUGGACUGGACGUGGGCAACGGGGCCUCUCGGCCUUCCUGAGAGCAGGGAAGAGGCUGGGGUGGGGAAAGAGAAACAUGAGCCCCGGAGCUGGGGCGGGGGAUGUUUGACAGACUGCCCCUCUGGGCCUGAAGUUAUCACCCUGAAACCCCCCCGGGGGAGCCUCCCCAGUGCAGAGCAGGAGCGGCCACCUUUGCCCCUGCCCCUGGGUGCCCAGGCCUCUCUGUGGCCCUGCAGAUCCUAACCUGGCCAUCUCCAAAAAGGCCCCAGCGUGGGGGAAGGCCCCGCUGGGAGCCUCAGGGCCCUGGGGCAGCAGAGGAGCCCGCAGAGAGGAGGAGGGGCGUGGCUCUCCCUCCGGCCGCCUCCAGCCACCACCAGACCGCUGCCUCACUGCACCCGCCCCCCCUGCAGCUCCUCCUGAGCCAACCCUGGCCCCCGCCACUCCCACGGCCUGGGUCAGGCCUUCCAGCACCCUCCUAACUAGCCACGUUUCUCUGUCAAGGAGCCAGUUUCUUCUAAGAGAGUGGGAGCAAGGCGCAGAGUCUUACAGGAGUGUAGAAUUUGUUAUCCGGCCCGUUUGGGGCUGAAAGUUGGCAAUGCCCGCUGGUAAUGAAAACCUGGCGGGUUCGCGGCCUGCAGGAGCGUGGCGGCUGAUUACGGCCUUUGUGACUCUGGCCAGGCCGACGGGACUGUGACCCGGCACUAGAGGAAGGUGGCUGCUUCCAAGGGCACUGAUGGCCUAAGAAAAUACAACAGUGAGUUCAAAGCCCUGAAUGUCAGGCUCA